CCCGCCGCUCUACCCGCACCGCGACGCUCCCCGAGCCCGUCCCCUCCCCAUGGCGACGGCGGACGCAGCGGCCCCGGCCCCGGCAGACGAGCGGCGCCCGGAGCGCUCCGGCAGCAGCGCCGGCACGGCGGCGAGCGGAGGAGCGGCAGCGACAGCAUCGGGACGAGGAGCAGCGGCGGGAGGAAGAGGAGGAGGAGGAGGAGGAGGAGGAGGCGGCAGCUCGCUGGAGCUGGCGGCGGCGCGGCGGCGCCUGGUGGCUGCGGAGUGCCGGCGGCGGGCGGCGGCGGAGCUGGAGGGCCGCGUGGUGCAGGUGCACUGCGCGCUGCGGCACGCCGAGCUGCGCCUGGCCGCCCGCGCCGAGGCGCUGAGCCGGCUGGGGAGCGGCGUGGCACAGGCUCAGCUGGCGCUGGCGGCUCAGGGGCAGCGUCUGCAGAAGGAGCUCCGCCGCCGACCUCGCCCCCGGCCCGGGGCUCUGCUGGCUGCGGCCCGAGCGCUCCGCAGCUGCGUGCCCUGGGCGUCGGGGAGAGCGCGGCGUUCCUCCGUGCCCACCCCCGGCCGGAGGCUGCCCGCUGCCCCCCGCAGCCCCGCGUAGAAAGGGGGCGGGGGGAGUUCCGGGGAAGGGUUGGGGUGCCGCGGGAUUGGGAGGCUUCGUGGGAACGCUGUGGGUUUGGGGACCCAGUGGCGUCUGGGGGUCUGGAGGGGGGUUUGAAGGGCUGUGGGGCUGUGGGUGUGAGAGAUGUCAUGGGAACGCUGUGGGUUUGGGGGUCCUACAGGGCAUAGGGGGACCCAGCAGGGUCUGGGGACCGUGAAGGUGCCUGAUGGGUCGGGGUGCUGUGAGUUGGGGGGUGUUAGGGAGCUCCUGUGGGGUUCCGGGGGUCCUGAAAGGCUUGCUCUGGUGGGAAGGACCCUGCAGGGUCAGGGGGAGCCCAUGGAGUGAGAGGCACCCAGCAGGGUCUGGAGUCCUUAGGGGUGGCUUAAUGGGGAGGGGGCUGGGAUUCUUGGAGUUCCUUAAGGGACUCGGUGGAAGUGGGGCUCUCUAGGGGACCUAACAGGGUCUGGAACCUUGGGGUGCCCUGAAGAAUGGGGGUGAAGGGGUCCCUGGGGGACUCCGUGGGGUUUGGGAUGCUUGAAGGACGCGGCAGGGUCUCGGUCCUUGAGUGCGUGGAGGGGGGACCCAGCAGGUCUGGGAACUUCUGCGGGGUUGGGGGACCUUGCAGGGCCGGGGUCCCUGGAGGAUCACAGGGUCUGGGGGCGAUAAAGGGGAUCCUGCUGUCGGCACCCCCUGGAAGCAGCAGCCGCAAUGGGGCCGGGCCCCUUCCCCAACUGAGCCUCACACCGGGGCUCGAGUGCUGGCAUUCAAACCUGAGGGGGCUGGGGGUCACCCCACACCCACCAGCCCCAGGUGGCGGCUUGAGCUUUGGACUGUGCGUCCUGGGAGGGCUGGGAGCAAAGAGGACCGGUCCUUGCCGUGACAUUGACCCUACGUGGAUCCCGCUGGGCUCAGCAGGACGCCUGGGACCGCUCUGCUUGCCAUCAGGCGGACGAUGCUCAGAGCUGGAAGCACGGGGACACGUUGAGCAAGCGUCCUUCGGGCACCCCAAUGUCACCCUGCAGCGGAGCGCGUCCUUGUGGGCUCAGGGCCGGAGCAGAAGGCUUCUACGGGACCGCUGUCCCCCCCCUGCCCUGAGCCGGCCUUGGGACGGGGGGUUUGGGCACAGCAGCAUCGUCCCCGUGCCGCCGGGAGCGCUGCCAGCCGCAGACCGGGGCUUUGCUUCUCCGCACCGCGCUUCCGUCCGCAGCGGCUUUCCUCGGAGGCUGCACCAAUCCUGCUGGAAGACCGACAGCUCAGCUUUCGCGUUGCUUUUUUUGAUGAUGAUGAUUUUUUU
Molecule: messenger RNA, 1886 nt
Organism: Numida meleagris (helmeted guineafowl)
Lineage: Eukaryota; Metazoa; Chordata; Aves; Galliformes; Numididae
Gene: TRNP1
Product: TMF1-regulated nuclear protein 1
Exons: 1
Coding region: 50-592 (180 amino acids)
Biological process (GO): regulation of cell population proliferation
Cellular component (GO): nucleus
Molecular function (GO): DNA binding
Source: RefSeq, a predicted model, not a curated record